GCUUAUCACUAGUACAAUAAUAGAUUUUCUUAUAUUUCAAUCUUAUGUGGGCCCUGGGGCCCCCACAAUCUUAAAUCCGGCCCUGAAUAUAUGAUACAUAUAUAUGUACAUAAACUAUAACCGACAUUUUAUCAUUGGAUUGUUGGAGUCAUGGACGCUAUUUUAUCUACGGUCAUGGAGGUUAAAUCACCGAGUUGUAAAUUGUGAUAGUCAAAUGUCAGUAAAUAUUUUGAUUGGCUGAUAGGAGGACCACGGAAUUAAAAUUGAUAUUAACACUGUCUCUCUGAGAAGGUUAAUAGACGUUUAUCCGUAAGUUCUAGAUUUAAUAUUACUCUACAAUAUGCCUCAUUUUCGAUUGGAAACCAAUGUUCCAAAAUCAAAAGUUACUCCCGAAUUACUGAAAAAACUUUCCAAAGCUGUGGCUUCAACUCUCGGCAAACCGGAGUCCUAUGUAGUUGUGACUGUUGUACCUGAUCAAUUGAUGGUUUGGGGUGGAAAUGAUAAACCAUGCGGUACUGCUUUGUUAAUGAGCAUUGGUUGCCUAGGCGUUGAAGAAAAUAAGAAACAUGCUGCUGUUUUGUAUCCACUUUUAGAAAAAGAGCUAGGCAUUCCAGGAGAUAGGUUAUACAUAACAUUUUCAGACCAAAGUACAUCUAAUGUUGGUUAUACUGGAACAACUUUUAAAACAAUUUUUGGAUAAUUUAUCAUUGAAAUGACAAAUAUUUGGAUACAAGUCCAGACAUACAAAAUUUACAGGUGUUUCUGUUUUAAUUUUUAUUUAAUUGAAAAUAAACAUUAAAUAAAGUAAAACAAAUAGUCUUAUAA
Molecule: messenger RNA, 825 nt
Organism: Sipha flava (yellow sugarcane aphid)
Lineage: Eukaryota; Metazoa; Arthropoda; Insecta; Hemiptera; Aphididae
Product: macrophage migration inhibitory factor homolog
Exons: 3
Coding region: 341-700 (119 amino acids)
Molecular function (GO): cytokine activity; phenylpyruvate tautomerase activity
Source: RefSeq, a predicted model, not a curated record